This is a messenger RNA of Triplophysa rosa, 7908 nucleotides long. It is a transcript of the gene cacna2d1a, whose product is annotated as calcium channel, voltage-dependent, alpha 2/delta subunit 1a. Gene Ontology annotation, cellular component: L-type voltage-gated calcium channel complex. The transcript is spliced from 38 exons. The record is from RefSeq and is a predicted model, not a curated record. Gene Ontology annotation, molecular function: voltage-gated calcium channel activity. Lineage: Eukaryota; Metazoa; Chordata; Actinopteri; Cypriniformes; Nemacheilidae.
UUAAAGUGCAGACAUACGGAAACACCCCACUCAGGAUUCCCCACAGCUCUGGGGAUAACGUUUGAACAAAUUUAACCAAGAAACACUCCAGAAGAGUCCAAGGGACCAGAAGCAUCUGUGAUUUGUUUGUGGAAGUAUUUCUGAUGGCGGCUGCUUGACUUCUUUAGAAGGUUUUUAGUGGAUUUUAGUGGGAGAAACGCGCGUGUUCGAUAUGUCACUCAGAAUAAUGGACACGCUGAGAUUCUCCGCGGCUCUUCUUCUAUUUGUGUCUUUAUUCAGCUAUGGAAACACAACACAGUUUCCAGACUCUGUACUGACCAAGAAAUGGGCGGAGCAGAUGCAGGAGGAGCUGAUACAGUUGAUCGAUGCUGAGAGUGGCAUACACACUCUCAAAGAGGUUUUCUUGAAACUUCGAAGGUACUACACUGUAAAAAACAACAAUGCUUCAAACCUGGUGGCAAAUGCUGCACUCGAAAUUGAGACCCUCCUCUACAAUCGCUCCAAAGCUCUAAAAGAACUGGCCAGUGCUGCUGAGGCCCUCGAAAUGGAUCACCAAUGGAAGGAUGAUAUUGACGAGAAUGAAGUCUUUUACUAUAAUGCCAAAGACAAGUUUGACAUUAAUGACCCAGAAACACACCUCUCCCAGAACCAGACCACAUCGCAAUUCAAAGAAGAUCCUGAUUUCAAGCGGCGAGUUUCAUACAACACGUCAGCAGUGCACAUCCCCACUGACAUCUACAAUGGUUCCGCUAUAAUCCUUAAUGAGCUGAACUGGACGGCGGGUCUGGAUGACGUCUUCAGGAAAAACAAAGAAGAUGACCCUUUACUCCUGUGGCAGGUCUUUGGCAGUGCAACGGGCCUGGCCCGAUACUUCCCGGCUUCUCCUUGGGAUGACACACAAAAUAACACAAAUAAGAAGAUUGACCUGUAUGAUGUACGCAGGAGACCCUGGUAUAUCCAGGGUGCAGCUUCACCCAAGAACAUGCUGAUCCUGGUUGAUGUAAGUGGAAGUGUGUCUGGACUGACGUUAAAGCUCAUUCGUACUUCUGUUAGUGAGAUGCUGGAAACACUGUCCGACGAUGAUUACGUCAACAUUGUCUCUUUUAAUAGUACUGCCAAGUCAAUCGCCUGCUUUGACAGCCUGGUUCAAGCGAACGUCCGCAAUAAGAAGAUUCUAAGGGAGGCUGUACAUAAGAUAGCAGCAAAUGGCACCACCGACUACAAAGUUGGCUUAAAAGAGGCUUUCUCUCAGCUCUACUCAUUAAACAUUUCAAAGUUACACUGCAACAAGAUUAUCAUGCUGUUUACCGAUGGAGGAGAAGACAGAGCAGCAGACAUCUUUAAAGAGUUUAACAACGAUAAAAAUAAGGUUCGAAUAUUCACCUUUUCUGUAGGCCAGCAUAACUACGAUAAGGGACCAAUUCAAUGGAUGGCCUGCGAAAACAGAGGUUAUUAUUAUGAGAUCCCCUCCAUCGGAGCCAUACGGAUCAACACCCAGGAAUAUCUAGAUGUGCUUGGCAGACCAAUGGUAAAAGCACGCAAAAAGAUUGUGCAGUGGACCAACGUUUAUUUGGAUGCUCUGGAGCUGGGGCUUGUGAUCACAGGGACUCUACCAGUGUUCAAUAAAACCAAAUCCACGAAUAAGAACCAGUUAAUUCUGGGGGUGAUGGCCGUAGACGUGUCUCUGGGAGAAAUCAAGAGAGUGACUCCACGAUUCACUCUUGGCCCAAACGGAUAUUACUUCGCAAUCGACCCCAAUGGCUAUGUGUUACUCCAUCCCAACCUUCAGCCAAAGGAUCUGAAGUCUCAGGAACCUGUGACGCUGGACUUUCUGGAUGCCGAACUGGAAGAUGAAGUGAAAGUAGAUAUCAGAAAAAACAUGAUAGAUGGUCAGAAGGGAAGCCGCAGGUUCCACACGCUUAUAAAGUCUCAUGAUGAGCUUUACUUUGACAGUGGCAUAAGAACUUACACUUGGGUUCCAGUCAAACAGUCAGACUACAGUCUUGCUUUGGUUCUACCCAAGUACAGUCUCCACUAUAUCAAUGCAGCUAUAGGAGACACCAUUACUCAAGCCAAAUUCUCGGAAACUCUGUAGGUUAACAAAUUUGAAGAAUAUGGACAUACUUUCAUAGCCCCCAGAGAAUACUGCAGCGACCUCGAUCCUCAGAGCAACAGCAACAAAGAUUUUCUCAAGGAUUUCAACGAAUACAUCGACAGGAAGACCCCCAACAACCCACUGUGUAACAUUAACCUGACUAACAGACUUCUCUUGGAUGCUGGCAUCACCGCCGAACUGUCCAAACACUGGAGCAAACAGAGACCGAACGACAGAAUCAGAGCUAAGUUUGUGGCUACAGACGGUGGUGUUACGAGGGUCUAUCCUGAAAGUGCUGGCGCUGAAUGGACCGAAGAGGCAGAAACAUACGAGUGCAGCUUCUACAAAAGGAGUCUGGACAAUGAUAUUUACAUAUUUACAUCAAGACCAUCAUAUGCCAAAAACGGAACCGAUGAGUCUGUUUUAGUGAGCAGAGCAAUGGACCUGAGAAUCGAUGAGUUCAUGCUGAAGCCAGCAGUGGUUGGAGUAAAACUGGAUGUCGAGAUGUGGAUGGAGAGCUUUAUGAAUGUUACGAUUACAUCUAAGUGUAACGGCGAAAUCUGUGGAUGCAAAAGAAAUGAUCCGUAUCUGGAGUGUGUUCUAUUGGACGACGGCGGUUUUCUCAUCAUGGCCAAUCAGGACGACUACAUCAGUAAGAUUGGAGAGUUUUUCGGCAUGAUUGAUCCUGGCCUGAUGAGAAAUUUGAUGAACGAAUCGUUGUUCUCCGUCGUCAAAACAUAUGACUAUCAGUCUCUCUGUGAUCCCAUCAAAGAAACCAAAGCUGCUGCUGGUCUCAGAUCAGUCUAUGUGCCCACCAUAGCUAACAUCCUGAACCUUGGUUGGUGGGCAUCUGCGGCCGCCUGGUCAAUGUUGCAGCAGUUGUUUGUCAGCAUAACAUUUUCUAGCUACCUUGAAGCAGCUGAUGUAGAUGACGACCAGUAUAAAAUGCCACCUAAGGAGAGUUGCAUUACGGAGCAGACGCAGUAUUUCUUUGAGGACAACAAGACAAGCUUUAAGGGAUUAGUUGAAUGUGGGAACUGCUCCAGGCAGUUCACAGCCGAAAAGCUUCCAAAAACAAAUUUGGUGCUUAUUGUUGCUGACUAUCAGUGUGAAAUAUGCCAAGAAGCUCCAUUUUCGCACAAUGAGAAGCCUUCUCCGGGUCCAGAUCCCUGUGUGAUAGCCCAGAACCCACGGUACCGAAAGGGUACAGAAGCUUGCUUUGACGACAACUCAAGAGAAGAGGGAGCAGACUGUGGCGGGGCGUCAGGUCUGAUUCCACCAAUCGUAUCCAUGGUCAUCCUCCAGCUGCUUCUGUUCUGGCUCCUACCUGGACAGGGACACUGCCUAUCGUGACCUCAGCACAGACACGGCACGCCCCCUGACAAUGCCAAAAUACCUACCGCAUCCGACACAUUUUAACUUUCAUCCGGACUCCCACGCUACAAUCCAGGACACGGAGGGAGAGGCUCUGACCCAGGAAGUAUAAAACCAAUGCCAUGAUCGCUCACAGCCUUAGAGGUCAAAGAAGGUCACGGAUGAUAAAUGAGCAAUGACCUUCCACAUUUGACCUUUGAGGUCGCACUCUCUCCACACGGGCGACAGGGUGGGCAGUUUCACCUGGGUGGGCAGACCUUUACACUUCAUCUUCACUUGGGGCAUGUGGGUCCUGUUCUUUCCACGAUCCAUUCACAACACUGCCAACCAAAGUUCUGCCCUAUGCCUUUAUUUUUUUACCUUUUGGUCCUUCAACAUAUUUAUAAAGCGUGAUUCGUCAGUAUUACAAACUGUCAGACUUUUAUGGCCAACCCACAUGCGUCGCUGAGAUGUUUUAAUGGAGCCCUCUGGGUUGGGUCAAAUCCAGCCUUGGUUUUUUGGUCUACACCCCAUUAUUUAAAAAAAUGGACUAAUGAGUGACUGACCCAAUGGCAAAAGUCUCCUGUUUUUCCCAGAGGUGUCCACCUUUGUGCCUCGGGAAUAUCGGUUUCGUUUCCCGCCGCUGUGUGUGAAUUAUCCCUCACUCUAUACAUCUGUGGCUGCCCGUAUUCACCAUCAAGCUGCGAUUUUCAUCCGCCCGCGGUGCAUUAAAAAGAGCACUGUUGCCAAACGUUACCCUUGUGUGGUCUCGCUGUACUUUGCGCUCGAUGCCAAGCAGGUCGUUUGGCCCAUCAGCCCUUGCGCUGUGUUUAGGGCUUUUUAAAUGGUGGCCUGACCUAAGGCUUACGGAGAGAAAAGCCGCCGUUGCAUGCGUGUGUUUUGUUUUCUGGUGUUUUAGGACAAUUAAGUUAUUUGAAAUGAGCGCAGAGUGUUUGCGUUUGUUAAAUGUUGCGUUUAUUAUGGUAUAUUUCAUGUGUGUGUGAAAAUGCAAAUGCUAGGACGAAAGCUGUAUUAGUGGUGCACUUCAUGACAAAUAUUUUUGCUGUUUGCUACACUAAAUCUUAUCCGAAGAACUCAAAGAAGUUGAACGAAAAGCAACCAAUGUUUACAGAUUUUUUGAAACGGAUGAGAGUUUUAUACAUGAUGUUGCCACUUGUCCCUGGUUUUGCUGGUCUUUCAAGUUCAUUUCGUCGGCGCGCUCUGAUGUGUAAUUUUUCAGUUUGUCAUGACUCUGUCAGCUUUUCCUUCCUGUCAACGUGCCUUGAUGUAAAUGGAUAUGUAUAAAAAGUAAGGGAAGGAAUAUCACAAUGUGCUAUCUGACUCUAAUUGUUUUUCAGAGACUGACUGAAUCUUUGCUGACAAAUGAAACCACUGGCCUCUUUAAGAGAACAUUUAAACAUUUAAGGAAAUGUAAGAGCACAAAUUAAAAAAUGAUCAAAUUAAAUAAGCUUCAUAGAAAUGAAGUAGGAAAAAUAGGAAGAUUUAAAGUCAUAGUUCACCCAAAAAUGAAAAUUCUGUUGUCAUUAGUUCAUCCUCUUCAAACCUGUAUGACUGUAUGACUAUGAAUAAAGUUGGUAACCAAACAGCUCCGGCACCCAUUUACUUCUAUUGUAUGGACACAAAACCAAUGUAAGUGAAUGGGUGUCGUUUUUUCCAAAUAUCUUCUUCUGUGUUCUUCAGAAAAAAAGAAAGUCAUACAGGUUUAAAAUGACAAGAGGUUGAGUAAAUGAUGACAGAAUUUUCAUUUUAGGGUGAACAAUCACUUUAAAUGUUAUGAAGGGGAAUAACAAGACAAGGAAUUCAGCAGCAUGUGUGCAAACUAGCGCUUUGUCUUUUUUUACUAGGCCAUUACCCAAUAUAUUGAUUGGAAAUCUGCCAUUCAGAGCCACAAGACAUAUGAUUUCUGGCAGUUAACCUUGGCAACCAAUCUUGUAUUAUUUUAGCUUAUAAAUGUACUAAUUGCAAGAUGGAAAUGUGUCAAAUUGACUUUAAUGCAGCAUUAAUUACCUUCAUUGUGUUCUUAUUAAUUCUAACAGUUUAGAAAAACAAAGAAAUGCUAAAUCAAACCCGGCAUUGAGACUGGAGGGCGACGUCACUGCUGCUUCACGCAUCAUUUCCUGCUGCAAAACAACUUAAUUGGACUACGUGGAUUUGGCUUGCGUUGAAAAGCCAUCCAUCUAAAGAUCUUCGCAUUGUUUUCAGCAUUUUGCUGUUACCCGGCGAGCAUUUCAGAAGUGACGUGCAUAAAUGGUUUACUGUGUUGUAUCACACAAACACCAAAGUUAAUUGGCUGUGCCAGAAAGAAAAGAGAAAUUACAGCAAACAUCCCCAGUUCCAGACCAUUGCAUUGAAUGUUCAAUGGAAAUUUUCCAGGAAGAUCAAACGGCAUCUUGUUUAUCUAUGCUGAAUAUGAACUGAAACGAAUCAGUUUCUGUUGUCUACCUGUACUCAAAGUGCCAUAGAAUGCUGUUCUUCUCAAAAGCAGGAAACGGCCUAUUGACCUGCAAGGACACUCAAACCUUUAAGACUCAGAGUUCUUCCUUAUGACCCGUGUAGACACCCUUAUGACCCUUAUGACACAUGUGUUGCACUGGAAAACCAAGCAGUGCAUGUGCACGUCCGUAUCCGUAUGUAAAGAACAUUUACCUGUAGGCGUUGGAGUGUUUGAUGAAUUGAACACAAAUUAUGGCUAUGCUCAGUAGAAUCCUGUUAUAUCCAAUUGCUGCCGUAUGUGGGCAGAUUACAAGAUUUAUAAGAUUUUCUGUAUGCCUUUUAUACCACGUAUUUGCCAAAACGUGCAGUGUGCAGCAGUGAUAUCUGCUUGAAAUACUGUAUCGCAUAAGGCAAUGCACCCAACUUGAACUUUACAGUUUCCAAUUUGACAGACGAGUAAUGAACAAGUAAUAUCAGCAGAUUUGACAAAAAUUGAAUUAGGAGUGCAAAGUAAGCAUCUUUAUUUCCUAGAUCACAAUGUAGCGUAUUACUGUUGAAUUGUUCUUUAUUGAAUAAUGCCAACAGUUUCACUUUUCAUUUUCAAAAUGUAGUUGGCAGUAUACUGUGAAGUGUACUGUACAGUAUACUAUGUAGUAUCGAGUAAGCAGUUAAUUCAAUGUUCCACUCCAAACAUAUCCUAAAUUUCACUGCCUUUUUUACAGUUUUUAUCCCGAUCCUGAAGGUCAAAGCCAACCCUGCACGUCAAAACUGAUUUGGGACCAGUGCUUGAAAGCAUUAAGGGUUACCCGCUUCUAACAGAAAUUGUUUACAGGAUAACUGCAGAGGUGAAAGUGUUUUCUAGGAUAUCAAAAAGACAGAUGUUUAGUCUGACUGCAAUUAUGAGAUCAAUUCCAUCGUCAAACUCAACGCCACUGUUCUUCUUGUAAAAUGAGAGCAAAGAGGCUUUUUGUUUCGCUUCCUAAAGCCAUUUAAAUGCGUCCACUGUUGAGUUCAAACGGUGUCACCUCAGGAACCAAGCGGUCAGGAAAUGUGAUUCAAAGUGUUGCUCUCUCUUUCUCUCUCUCUCUCUCUCUCUCUCUCUGUAUCGGUAUCUACAUCUAUGUCUCUCUGGACUGUGUGGGUUUUCAUCUCUGGAAUUCUGAGAUAGCUUGAAGCGCGUUUUGAACGGUCAGUCAUAAUAUCCCCGCUGCCUCCGCUUGCCUCUUGGCUGACCGAUAGUCAGGAUUUCGGAUGAAUUAUCUACAGGGUUAUUUAGUCCCCCUUAAUCGUUCUCUAACGCAGUGGUUCUCAACUGAUGGGUCAUGACCCGUAAAUGGAUCACGGCUCUGAUCUGAUAACAAUAAUGCGACUAAAUUUAUAACCGUGGAUUAGUUGAUGUUGAUUAUAAAACCGAUAUGUUUAUUUAUUUUGAAAGGUAGGAGAAUAUGCUUUUCAUAUCUUUUUUAUGUGUUGAGGUCAGAGGCCACACAUUGAAUCAAACUCAAUAGUAUUUGGGCUCAUAUUCAUCUUUUUUGUUUUUAAACCCUCAGUUUCUCAUAUUGGCUUGGGCUUGUGUAUAACGCAUUUAAACACAUGAUGUAAAAUCUGGAUCCUAAGGUCAUUUCAGCUGAGAACCACUGCUUUAAUGCAUAUUCAUGAAUCUAUGAUUCGAGUCACUCAGUGUGUAAAUCUGUACAGAAACACAGUUUAAAAUGAACAAUCCUAUUCUUUAUACUCCCGAAUUGUCUCAAUUCAUGUUCUAGCAUAUUGAAAAUAAAAAAAACUGUUUUAUCAUUAUUGCGAGUUGUGCUUUUUCUUUUGUCUUGACUGUUUCGAUAGCCACAGAUUGCAGUUUUUCUCCUUUUCCAAAGUCACCUCUACUUAUAUUUGUCCCGGUGCCAAAACAUUUUUCCCCUUGUACAGUAUGUCAGAUGGAAGUGCGAGUCUGCAGUUUCUCUUCUCUCUUGUGUCAUUUUUCUGUCAUCGGAGAGAACCCGAACCGGGCC